AUGCCGCUGCCGACGACGACACAGUGGGGAAGGAAAUGGAUGGUGUUGUCGUUGUUCUUGUGGCUGCUCGCGAGUGGUUUUUGUUUUGAAGUCGCGCUCGCGCUCGAUGGGUCGUGCGCUUUGGAGCAGAAGAACGAGACUGGGGCUGUUUUUUUAGCCUCCGCGAGUGGGUUGAUCACGGAUGGAAGUCCAGAGGGGAAAACGUAUCUCCCGCAAGAGCACGAGUGCGCGUGGACGAUUGGUGGUAAAGGUGAAGAAGAUGGACUCAAGACGACGACGAGAAUUACGCUCGCGUUGGAGUAUUUCAACUCCGUGUUAGGCGAAGACUUUUUGCGAGUGUACGAUGAAGGAGAAGAAGAAAUUCUGGCCACGUAUUCGGGAGAUAUCUUUCCGCACUCGAUCGUGUUCGAAAACCAGUCGUCGUUGACGUUAAACUGGACGAGUUUGAAACUGAACAGCGAUAAAGGGUUCAAGGUGCACUAUUACACGGAUAGGAUGGACGAGGUGAAGUGUUUGAACGAUUGCGAUCGGGUCGGGGUGUGCACGGAACGGAACGUUUGCGAGUGUCCGAAAGGAAGAGCCGGGGCGGACUGUUCCAUCGUCGUGCAUCAACUCGUGCUGGGAAUGAAGGAAAACGAGACGAGCAGGUACCAAGGAUAUUCGUUGUUGAGAAGUGAACCCGGGGAGUGCGCGUAUUUGAACGUCGAUGUGCCAAAAGAGAGUGCGAGUGGUGACGACGAGCGAUCUUUUAUGCGCGUAGAGGCGACCUUUCCGGACGGUCUUGACGGCGACACGAGACCUUCUCUGUUCAUUUCGGACGCUUUGGAUAUAAACAAAACAAACUUUUAUGUUCCUUCGAGUGGGUAUUGCGAAACAGAACCGCAUGGGUGCGAAUGGAUCGACGAGAAUGAAACGACAAAGAAGAAGAACGAGAGCGUUUCUUUGGCUUCGGCUGGUGAUAAAAAUAUUGCUUUUAGAGACUACUCUUUGCUUCUUUCGUCGCCAGGGGAGGUAGAAAAUGAUACGAACGAGACUCGGUUCACAAUCAAUGCUCCACAGAUUCCUACUUUCAACUAUUACAGUCAGUUCGACGUGAAAUCGUACAGCAUUUUAAGCCCGAUUCAUUCGCUGCGCAUCGACGACGUUUCGAGUGAAAGCCGGUUCAUAAUCGCCGUAUGCAACGUUCGAACGCCGCCACUUCCCUUGGCGUUUAAAACGCACGAGUUACGAAAUUUCAUUCCUGAAGAAGUGAGCAUGGAUGAUGGACGCGGAGGCAUUCAAUUUUGGUCCAGCACGGCAUCCAAAGAACCGAAGAAAGACGUCGUCUCGCUCGUCAAAGUUGUUCUUUCGAACGAAACUAAAGAUUCGUGCGUAACAGAUUGCAAUAACAAUCGCAGCAGAUGUUCUGCAUCAGGAAUGUGCCUCUGUGAACGCCCGUACGCUGGGAUGUAUUGCGAGAGCAGAAUGAAAGUAAUUGAGCCCGAUGGUAUCGUGCAUACCUUCUCAGAAACGCUCGAUCGAGGUGGCGCGGCUAAAAUGUACAUUUCAAUUCCGGAACGUCCGAGCGAAUCCGAAGGUGUUAACGCGAUAAAAAUUGAAAUCUCGCACGAAAACAACCCUUCCGCGUUAGGUACAGUAUUGGUUCGCCGAGAUAUGAACGUUUCGAGUGAGUUCACCGAUAACGUAUCGGAUAGGAUGAUAAUCUGCGCGGCGUGGCCAAACGAAGAAUUAUAUCACGGUGAAACGCGUUGUCGCUCGUUUGGGUACUUCGCUGAUUACGCCGCGAAUACGGAAGGCGCGACGAAUCAGCAAAAUUCUCAGUUCGUGAACACGUUAUCGAGCGUGGCGAGCGACUACGCGCGUUUGGAGAUUCCAAUUGAAAGCAUUUUCGAGAGGAGUAGUAACACGACGACGCAAAACGUUUCGGCGGGAUACUACGUGACUGUGAUCAACCAUCACGCGAUAUCCGGCGAGAGAAUGUCAUUCGACGCUCGCGUAUCUUUCGAGCGCGAAGAGUACACCGCCGUGAAUGAAAGAAUUCCGACGUGCCCGUUCAAUUGCAGCAAUCAUGGCAUAUGUGUGAACGCUGGUUUCUUUAGAGGAAUGUGCGUGUGUUUCAAGGGAUACGCUGGUUUUUACUGCCAAAAUAACGCCACAAAAUUAAUACCAAACGACGAAGAGAGCGUCUUUGAACGCAAAAUCCGUCCGGGCGAUUGGGAGUACUUUUACGUGGAGAGCGAAAAUACCACCUUGAGCGCAUCCGCGAUUCUCUCCGUGCAAAUUAUAAACUACAAAGACGUCAACGGUAUCCCUGAACUCUUUGGCAAAAAAGUCACCGGCCUUACUUUCGCGGACGGCUCCCCUAUCGAUAAUGAAAGCACGAAAGUUACGUUCGAAACGCCCGUUCCGGUGAAGUUCAUCCACAGCGAUUUCACUAAUACGUCAACUUUUACGAUCAAUUCGACGCUCGUAUCGUCCGGACCUAUCGGAGAUGAAGCAAACUCAUUUUUGAGUUUUCAGGACGAUUUUAACAUCCCUCGAAACGCGUCGAUAAUCGAUAUCUCGUGGAAAGCUUUGCGAAUUCACGCAAAACCGCCUUCGUAUCUUUCUGAGGCGUGCUUGGCGACGUAUUCCUCCGAGGAGCGAAAUUAUUUCGCAUACUCGAAAUGUCCCUCGCUCACGCCGGCGAGUGGCAGAGAAUUCGUCAUAGAUGGAAGUUUAAAAACGCCCGGGUUGAUUCAAGACGGUAAAAACGCUGGCAUAGAGUUGUUCGAAAGCGUCGACGACGACGAUUUGGGAGUUUUUGACGGUGCUUUAGAAGACGACAAAACCUCAUUCGAAGACGCGAAUUGGGUAUCAGGCGAGAUUGUCGUCACAUGGAGAGCGUUCGUGAGAACCGGAUACGACGUUGAAUCCAUAGCGCAAACACAGUGUACGAGGAUAGAUUGCAUCGUACCGGAAUACUUAUUCGCGAAUUUCACAGUUUCUCCCAACGAAACGUGGAGCUUUGGCGUGAGAAGCGCACGAGUACGUCAAUCAGAAACGGCGAUUGAGCCGAACGGCGGCACUCGAUUUGAAGGAAGCGAGAAAGAUUUGCACGUAAAGGUAUCCGUGCUCCUCGACGAAAGCGGUGGUAUUGGUUCUUCCAAGCUGUGCGUCGCGAACUGCAGCGGUAUCGGUCGAUGUGUCAACGGCGUGUGCGAUUGUCCUCUGAAUCUCACCGGCGUGGCGUGCUCGAUCCCGAUUGAGAUCUUGACGCUGGAAGAUACGGUUAUUGAAAAAAACGGAACGUCUCUUGUAAUUUCUGAGAAUGUUACCGACGUUCGAGUGUUACCUGAAGGCGCGUUCGAUGUUUAUAAAUUUCGUGUAACGAGCGAUACAGCGAUAGUUCGAGCGACGCUUGACCACGCUUUGCAUCAUGGAUCUUCGCCACGCUUGUUCUUACGAAGAAAUGCGGUUCCGAUUUAUUGUCCCCCGGGCUUGCGCGGUGGAUUUUUGAACGACGAUGCCGGUGAGGUCAACGAGAAUUUGUACGCCGGCGAUGAUAACUUUUGCAGAGACGCGUACGAUGCAUUUGAUGCGCUCGAAACCAGGGACGAAUCUUCGGGAAAAAUACCAGAAGCGAAAGUAAUACCAAACGAAACUCAGGACGGCGGCGACGCCGGCGGCGACGAUGAUAACCAUCCGUUUGGCGAGGAAGAAAAGUAUCUCGUGCAGCACGAAGCCAGCGUAAAGGUUUCAGACGUUCCGAGAAGAUACAACAUGAGCGGAUGGAGUAUCGGCGCCGAUGAAGCGGAAGAGGAAAAUGUCGAUUGGUGGUUUCUUACCGUGUUCAACGACGCUAUCGGAGCUUCAGAAAGCUUGAUAUAUCGCGUAUCCAUACAAACGCUUCCUUCGUACGGUUGGUGUCAGAAGGAGUGUAGAAAUAACGGCGUUUGUGACAAAGUAAAAGGUAUUUGCGAGUGUUCAAAAGACUUCAUCGGCGAAGCAUGCGAAAUCCCACUCAUCUCGAUUGAAAACGGUGAGAUAAAAACGUAUGAAAACAGAUUAGAUUCGGGCGAAGCCGUAGCGUUUAUUUUUGAAAUCAGGUGCCAGAAUCAAAAAUUUGCUCUCGAUAUCGAGAAAUUAAACGACUAUUCCGCGUUUGCAAACGCUGGACCUGAACUUUACUUUGGCGUAUCGCGCGGUGUCGUGCCGUCGUAUGAUUUCAAGCGCGGCUUAUGGAAAGCGGAUAUGUUUGAAACUAUUCCAAACAUCGAAGUUGGUGGUACGUUGGGGUAUUACCUUCGAGGAGAAAGCUCCGCGCCAGUUGGACAAUACUUUGCAAUAGUCGCGUCAGAUUUCGGACACAGCGCUUUAUUAGAUGGCAUUGCUGCAAAACUGACUGUUUUUGGAAGCGACGUUCCGAACGAGAGCGCAACGAAUCAUAGUAAUAGUUGCUUAUAUCCGAGCGGAACGCUCGGUGUUAACGUCAAAGACGGAGAGAAAGGAAACAUCGAUUCAGUCAUAUUAGACGUUUAUGAGCUCGAUUAUGGAGCGGAUUGCGAAUGCUACAUGGCGAGUGUAAGCACCGGUACCGCGGGCGUCGAAUCUAUAUCUGCUAAUCUAGUGUUCCCAAAAUCUCGGCCCUCCUCGUUCACGUUACCCUUUUAUUACUUGCGUAACGACGUGCGGAAGUACAGUGGAACAACUCCGAAUGAAACAAACUUUGAAUAUCAAUCUCCAGAUCCGCGCAGAGCGAUCGCAUCGAACGAUAUUGUCCCUGACGCAUGGGAUCGCGAAGGCUGCAACGCCUACAUCUCCGACGACGUAGAAGGUAAAAUCUGCGUAGUCGUGAGAGGUGGGUGCGCUUUCGACGUAAAAACAAUGAAUUGUCAAGACGCCGGAGGCGUGGGCGUGUUGAUCGUCAACGUCGACACGUACGAAAGUCGGAUUCCUGCGCCCGCGGCUGAUAAUUGGCGCAGCUUCCCGGAAUCUACACUCACUCUUCCAACGUUUUCAAUCGGACAAGCCGCCGGCGAUGCUUUGUUAGAAAGAUACACGAGAGAGUCGGCUUUGCGAGAUGACGCGGCAAAGUCGCGAACGAUUCUUGAAAUGUUUUCGUACAUCUGCAAACUUCCGUAUUGCGAGACGUGCGCGUUUGGAUUAGGCAACCCGUCUGAUAACUGUACUCUGAAUAAAUGUCCCGGACUAGACCCCACGUUCUCCAUCGCGUGCAACGGCAGAGGUAUUUGUACCAAAGACACAUUUCAGUGCGAGUGCGAGGAAUGCUACGAAGGCGAGAGUUGCGAAAAAUUUGCAAAUCCACCCGUGUUUACUCGCGCGCCGGAAGUCGAUAUCGCUUUAGAUUUGGCAUCCAACGAAAUCGCGUCGUUUACUUUUGGAGCGUCGUUAUCAAACGCGACGACGACGACGACAGAGGAGAAGGCGGACAACGAUAUCAAGUUUCGAGUUGUGAAUGCUCGGUCUGUUCGAGCGGCUUCUAUCGAUACCAACACGGGAGAGUUUCUAUUUGACGCGACAAAAGUUACUCACACAAAUGCGCAACAACAGAAGAAAAUGAUCGACGUGACAGUCGAAGCGAUUGACCCGCGCGGAGAGAGCGCUCAAAUCUCUUUCCCGAUUCUCGUCUCGAACGUACCGAACACGGCGGGAAACACCGAGAUUCAAAGAAUAGCCGAUGGCGGGUGGACGAUUCGUACGCUCGAAAAAGAGAGCCCAACGGCGACGCGUAGCAACAAAGAAAGUCAAGGAAAUGGCGAAAACGUGGAAAAAUCAGCCUCCGCCGACGAGAACAACGAGAGCAAAAAAGAAGACGCGAAGAUUGAAAAAUCUUUUGGCUUCCUCUUCUUCGUCUCUUUAAUCGGCCUCGUCCUCCUCGGCUUAUUCGGGUUCCAAAUCUUAAAACUCCGCAACCGACACUUACACCGAAGAGGUUUACGCCACGUCGAACUCCCGGAAUGGAACGCCACGGACGACGUCGAAACGCUCCGAUCGAGAUACUUCGAAUCCAACAGAGACGAAGUGCGAAGCGUAGCGUAA
Molecule: messenger RNA, 6042 nt
Organism: Bathycoccus prasinos
Lineage: Eukaryota; Viridiplantae; Chlorophyta; Mamiellophyceae; Mamiellales; Bathycoccaceae
Exons: 1
Coding region: 1-6042 (2013 amino acids)
Source: RefSeq, a predicted model, not a curated record